This is a messenger RNA of Mya arenaria, 870 nucleotides long. RefSeq names its product histidine-rich protein PFHRP-II-like. Lineage: Eukaryota; Metazoa; Mollusca; Bivalvia; Myida; Myidae. The record is from RefSeq and is a predicted model, not a curated record. The transcript has a single exon. The coding region runs from base 1 to 870 and encodes 289 amino acids.
AUGCUCUACCAACUGAGCUUAAAGGACUGCAUCAUGCUCUACCAUCUGAGCUUACAGGACUAUCAUGCUCUACCAACUGAGCUAACAGGAUGGCAUCAUGCUCUACCAGCUGAGCUUACAGGACGGUAUCAUGCUCUACCAACUGAGCUUACAGGACGGCAUCAUGCUCUACCUACUGAGCUAACAGGACAGCAUCAUGCUCUACCAACUGAGCCAACAGGACUGCAUCAUGCUCUACCAACUGAGCUAACAGGACAGCAUCAUGCUCUACCAACUGAGCUAACAGGAUGGCAUCAUGCUCUACCAGCUGAGCUUACAGGACGGCAUCAUGCUCUACCAGCUGAGCUUACAGAACAGCAUCAUGCACUACCAGCUGAGCUUACAGGACUGCAUCAUGCUCUACCAACUGAGCUUACAGGACUGCAUCAUGCUCUACCAACUGAGCUUACAGGACUGCAUCAUGCUCUACCAACUGAGCUUACAGGACAGCAUCAUGCUCUACAAACUGAGCUUACAGGACUGCAUCAUGCUCUACCAACUGAGCUUACAGGACGGCAUCAUGCUCUACCAACUGAGCUAACAGAACAGCAUCAUGCUCUACCAACUGAGCAUACAGGACUGCAUCAUGCUCUACCAACUGAGCUAACAGGACUGCAUCAUGAUCUACCUACUGAGCUAACAGGACAGCAUCAUGCUCUACCAACUGAGCUAACAGGACAGCAUCAUGUUCUACCAACUGAGCUAACAGGACAGCAUCAUGCUCUACCAACUGAGCUUACAGGACUGCAUCAUGCUCUACCAACUGAGCUAACAGGACAGCAUCAUGCUCUACCAACUGAGCUAACAGGACAGCAACAUGCACCUGCAUGA